Molecule: messenger RNA, 2400 nt
Organism: Fusarium venenatum
Lineage: Eukaryota; Fungi; Ascomycota; Sordariomycetes; Hypocreales; Nectriaceae
Molecular function (GO): protein binding
Source: RefSeq, a predicted model, not a curated record
AUGCCAAAGAGAAUACCAUCCACAAAGACAAGACCUGCUCCGGUUAGGAGACCUUCUGCUACCUCCCAUGGGCCACCUCCACCUCCACCCUCUAAUCCAGGACCCUUGAGGCCGCCUUUGAAUCCAAACCAAAGAGCGAGAUCUCAUGAGACUGAGAGUCGUAGGCCACGAUAUCCCCCUGCGGCAGGAAGUCCAAGACACUCAUACUAUGAUCGUCCUGCACCACCAAAACGGAGGGACUCAGGAUGGAGAUCUGUAUCUCCUACCGGUCGAGCUCCUCCUCCUCCUCCCCCACAUCCAGAAAGAAUCCUCAGACGUCGCGUGACAAGAGAUUCAGAUUGGAUGUCAGAGGAUGAGAGUAGACCUACUUCUCAUCGACAAACUCCAAGCCCAACUCGGCGCCCAAGGCAAGAUUAUCGACCUCAUGGACACGAAACACCACCAUGGCCCAGUUCCCCCAAACCGACCAACGCAAGGCCUGCGAUGAGGUCUUACCCAACCGACAGCUCCCGGCCUGACCCCAGACGAUUUCAUUCUUACGAGGCACCACCUUCGCCAAAGCGUCCCCCCGGAGCAGGCAAACGGUCCCCACCUUCAGGAUACAGACCAGCGCCUAAUCUAGCUGCAGACAUGCUUCGAGGAAGGACUCGAUCAAGGACAAACUCACCGCUGAGUAACCAAGAGACUCCCCGGCCUUCAACUCACGAGAGACGACCAAGUUACAACAAUGCUUCCCCACGUCAUUCUCCCAGGACACAACCGGCCAAGCCCGCAAAACAGAACAAGUCUGAACAAGCUGCGAAACCCGAUGCGCAAAAGAAAGGAUUUGAUUUUAUGAAGCAUCUUCCUCAAGCAUUUGCCACCUACGCUGGCAUAGAAGCUCUAAGCGAACACGCCGAAACGGCCAAAGAUUGGGCAGACUGGUUCAUGAACCUCCGCAAAACACCUGAAGAGAUCCACGGGCUAUCAGUAAAAGCAACAACAGCCAGAGACACAAUCACCCAAAUUCAAAAAACACUAGAAGCACGGCCUGAUAUCAUCGAUGGAGAUGAUGCUCGUCCUAUGAGGAGGCAAAUCGACGAAGCUAUCAGGAAUGCCACUACUGCUUUGGACAAGAUGACAAAGUUGCUCCAAGAGAUCAGUAGUGAUGGUCUAGAGGGUACCAAGUUUGCAAGUCUCGAGGAGUUUUAUAAUUCCUACAAGUACAAGGAUGAGUGGGAGGAAAAGAUUAAGCUUGCUGAUACUGAUGUUGAAAAGGAAUUGGCAGCUUUGAGUAAGCUCAUGGUCAACAUUUAUGCGCGUGCUCUUAUGAAGCCUCCUCCACCAGGCUUUGAGAAUCCGAUACCCCCACCAGCUCCUGGACAUACAUCUGCCUCACAUGAUGCAAGACGUCCAAGUGCUACAAGUCGUGGAUCGAGGUCAAGGGUCGCUUCACCAAUCUUGGAGCCUCCGCCAGUUGGACAGCAUCGGAGGUCCAUAGAGGUUGAAGACGAUGAGCCGAUACAUGCUGAAACCACUAAUGGUGUGAAAAACGGGUUAGCUCCAGAUAUAGAAGUCAAAGAGCAGCCGGUAGUACCCAAGGAGGAGGAAAAGACUGUUAAUGGCGGAAACACCGAUGUUGAAGAUGCUGCUGAUACGUUAUCGACAGAACCCAAAGGUGUCAAGCUCAAAGUUGACGAUGGUCCGCUCAAGACAGACAACAGCCCAGAAGACAUUUUACCAGCACCAGCUAAAGGUCCGGAAAUUUCGAAGGACCAAGACUUGCCCAAGAAAGAAGAACCGACAGGUAUAAAACCGGCAGAGCCAACAUCAACAGCAGCCCAAGCCCCUAAGCCUUCAUCACCAGCCAAGACUCCUGAAGAUAGUCUACUCGACGCGGCUUGGAACGGCGACAUCCAAGCCUGCAACGAAGCUCUCCGUCAUACAUCCCCAACAACCCGCGACUCCCAUGGUCUCACACCCCUCCAUCUCGCCGCAGAACGCGAUCACCUCGCAAUAGCAAUGCUCCUCCGCGACAGCGGCGCAUCCGCCUCUUCCCGCACAAAAGACGGGCGUACACCUCUCCACCUCGCAUCCCGCUACGGUUCUUCUGCUAUUGUAGAGUUUCUACUAGAUGAUGCAAAUGCUGAUCCGAAUGCCAAGACUGUCGAUGGACGAACACCUCUGCACUAUGCUGCGAGUGCAGCGGCAGAUGGGGAUGAGGAGAAGAGGGAGGUUGUGAGACUGUUGAGAGAUUAUAAAGCGGAUCCGACUGUUAAGGAUGGGAAGGGAAGAACGGCGAGGGAUGUUGCGCAGAAGAGGGAUUAUUGGGAUGUUUCGGCUACGUUGAGAAGGGCGGAGAAGAAGUGGGAGGAGGAACAUCAUCAGAAUUGGUUUCAGAGGCAUGGACUUAAGCGAUGA